GCAAUCCGUAAGAGACGGGAGCGAGUCAUACGUAGCCGAAAAUUAAACCCGAUUUCCUACUCGGAUUUAGCAUGACUUACGUUUUAAAAAGCACGGACCAUAGAGUCACGGGAUCAAUAUGAUUACCUGAAAAUAGGAACGUCGUUUCAUGAUAAUUACAACAUUUUGAGAUCGAUCUUUAUCAUGAAUCUCAAUUUAUCUGGAACUAUCAACGUUUUCAAGCUCUUAGCAAAGCCGUCUCUAUGUCUUCCCCAUGCAACUGUCUCCACAUUCAAUGAGAUACCGAGUCCUUUCAAGAAAGUCUUCGAAGGUCAUAGGGAGAAGGUAGACAUCAGAGCUGUAGUACUUGACAAAGACGAUUGUUUUGCCUAUCCGAACACCAAUGAGAUUUAUCCUGCUUACGUUGAACGUUUUCAAUUGCUAAAGAAAGAAUUUCCUGGUCAUCGACUUCUGAUUGUAUCCAAUACUGCCGGGGCAACCACAUACGAUCGCGAUGGUAAUUUGGCAAAUGGACUUCAGGAGGCAACGGGGAUUUCGGUAUUAGCGCACGGGGUGAAGAAACCAGGCUGUGGCGAUGAAAUCAUGGCUCAUUUCAAGGCCCAUCCCGAAGUUGGAGUGACUAAUCCGAGUCAAAUUGCAAUUGUCGGAGAUCGUCUGAUGACUGAUAUGAUGCUUGCCAAUAUGAUGGGGAGCUGGGGUUUAUGGAUCAAGGAUGGAGUCAAGCCUCUGAAUGAAAAAAGUGUUUUCUCCAAACUUGAGCAGCGCCUCAAGCCGUUCCUCACAAAACGUGGCUACCGAGCUUUCGACCCGCGCAGUCCGUUCGAGUAAUCAUAUAGGCACCUAGGUACGCAGCUAAGUGCCUCCAUGUCCAUUAUGAAAUAAUUUCCGUGAUCAUUAUAAAUCCAAAAAAAA
Annulohypoxylon maeteangense is the source of this 912-nucleotide messenger RNA. RefSeq names its product HAD-superfamily phosphatase. The transcript is spliced from 3 exons. Gene Ontology annotation, cellular component: mitochondrion. Gene Ontology annotation, molecular function: phosphatidylglycerophosphatase activity. The record is from RefSeq and is a predicted model, not a curated record. NCBI's taxonomy places the organism in Eukaryota, Fungi, Ascomycota, Sordariomycetes, Xylariales, Hypoxylaceae. Gene Ontology annotation, biological process: cardiolipin biosynthetic process. The coding region runs from base 184 to 828 and encodes 214 amino acids.